AUGGUUAAAAAUAUCUCGUGGUGUAUUUUCGGAGAUUUUAACGACAUUCUAGCACUGGAGGAGAAGAGGGGUGGUGCCUCGUACCCUACGUGGCUCCUAAGUGGGUUUCGUAAUGCGGUUAUGAAAAGUGGUUUGAUUGAUUUGGGAGCAUCGGGGCAUAAGUUUACUUGGUUUCGAGGUAGAGAUAUCGAUACUAGAAUUGAAGAGAGGCUUGAUAGAGUUUUGUGUAAUAAUAGCUGGCUUGAAGUUUUUCUUGAGUCCUUAGUGCAUAAUAUGGAGCUUACAACCUCAGAUCCCUUGCCUAUUUUGUUAUCUAUUAAACGGUACCAGGAUGAAGAUUGUGUGCAGGUUAUUCGUGGGGGUUGGGUCAGAAACCCUAUCGCUGGUAUUAUGGAUAAACUGAAUGGUGUUAGGGAUGAGUUAAAGAGGUUGAGUGGUGCAAAGGGUCCCAACUUUAAGAAGCGUAUUGAUCGGUGUAGGAAAGCUAUGGCUGGCUAUCAAGCUAGGGUGGAUACAGCAGGUGUUGAUAGAUACAACUGCAUCUCGUCGGAAUGCCAUGUUUUUUUUCUAGAAGAGAAAAAAUACUGGAAACAGUGUUCGAAGUGCCACUGGCUUAGGGAAGGAGAUGCUAAUACACGUUUUUUUUUCAUAAUGCGGCUUCAUCAAGACAAAGAACGAACAAAGUGGCGAGGUUGCGAGACGAGCAAGGGCUUUGGUGCAAGAUGA
Molecule: messenger RNA, 726 nt
Organism: Mercurialis annua (annual mercury)
Lineage: Eukaryota; Viridiplantae; Streptophyta; Magnoliopsida; Malpighiales; Euphorbiaceae
Exons: 2
Coding region: 1-726 (241 amino acids)
Source: RefSeq, a predicted model, not a curated record